Messenger RNA from Phaedon cochleariae (mustard beetle), 933 nucleotides. The record is from the annotation of a GenBank genome assembly. NCBI's taxonomy places the organism in Eukaryota, Metazoa, Arthropoda, Insecta, Coleoptera, Chrysomelidae.
AUGGCUAAUCUCUUUAUAUUCUUGUGCAUCUCGCUUGCCAUUUUCAACGGUAACGUAGCUCAAGAAGACACCGUCUCCGUAGAAAGCGUCGUCUCCGUAGAAAGUGUCGUCUCCGUAGAAAGCACGACCACUCAAGUGAACAAGACGGACGCACCCCACAAAAUGCGAAUAGUUGGAGGCAAAAAAUGCGACCGCGAAGAUCACCGCUUCUACGUGGCCCUCCACAUGCCCCUAGGCUCUCACAUCUGCGGCGCAUCUUUGCUGAGCAGCAUAUGGGUUCUGUCUGCGGCCCAUUGCGAAACGAAGGGCCUCUUCGCCGUGGUCGGCUUCAGGUUGGCCAGCUUCAAGCCCUACCAGGCCUGGACCAAGAUCUGGCGCUUCUUCCAGCAUCCCCUGUAUGACGACGAUACAACCUUGAAUGACGUCGCAGUUGCCAGAUUGGGAUCGCCAUUGAAAACCAACCGAUACGUGCAGUUCGUGGAGCUGCCCAAGAAACCGUACGAAGGCGCUUUGGAGCAGGGACCGUGUUUCAACGUGCUGGCGAUGGGGUUCGGCACUAGGCAUUCGGGUGACGACGAACUGUCGAAAAUUUUGAACUGCGUGCACAUAGAAUCGAUCUCUCUGGAGGAGUGCAGGAAGCUUUACCCAAACGACAAGCUGAUCAACGUUCUUUGCACCAAUACGGUGGGAAGGGAUUCUUGCCAGGGGGACUCUGGGGGGCCCUUGAUGUGCGAGGGGGUGCAGUACGGGAUAGUGAGUUGGGGGAUAGGGUGCGGCCAGGGGUCGCCAGGCGUGUAUACGAGGACGGACAAGCAUUUGGGGUUCAUAUUGAGCGCGAUCAUGUUGCGAAGCUCAGGAGAGAAAGUUCACUCUGGUCCGAUACUCACUGCGAUGUCUUGUUUCAUUCUCAUUUACAUUUUGAAUAAAAAUUGA